This is a messenger RNA of Medicago truncatula (barrel medic), 1522 nucleotides long. RefSeq names its product egalitarian protein homolog. The transcript is spliced from 10 exons. NCBI's taxonomy places the organism in Eukaryota, Viridiplantae, Streptophyta, Magnoliopsida, Fabales, Fabaceae. The record is from RefSeq and is a predicted model, not a curated record. Gene Ontology annotation, biological process: nucleobase-containing compound metabolic process. Gene Ontology annotation, molecular function: 3'-5' exonuclease activity; RNA binding. The coding region runs from base 99 to 1157 and encodes 352 amino acids.
UCAAUUCGUUAGAUAUAAAAGCAAAGAAAGAAAGAAGUGAAAAAGAGUCGUCAUCAACUCGAGAGGAAGAAACCGCUGUGUGAUGUGGUUCCGAUCACAUGGCUUCUUCUUCUCCUCCUCCUCCGUCACAAUCUUAUUCUUCUGCAACUCCUUCCUAUCAAUUCAUCACUCAUCUUCCCAUUGCUCCUUCUUCUCCCAGUGAGAAGGUUGAAGAGGAGGAACCGCGAGUUCCGAUUCAUGUUGUGACGAAAGCGUCGCAACUACCUGUGGAUUUUCUCGAACCUUCGCCGCACUCGAAAAUCGUUAUUGGUUUUGAUUGUGAAGCUGUUGACUUGUGUCGCGAUGGAGCUCUUUGCAUAAUCCAGCUUGCUUUUCCUGAUGCUAUAUACCUGGUUGAUGCAAUUGAAGGGGGGAGUGUGCUUAUCGAAGCCUGUAAGCCUGCACUUGAGUCUGAUUAUGUCACAAAAGUGAUUCAUGAUUGCAAACGCGACAGUGAGGCAUUGUACUUUCAGUUCGGCAUCAAGUUAAACAAUGUGGUGGAUACCCAGAUUGCUUACUCACUUCUAGAAGAGCAAGAAGGACAAAGGCGGUUGCCAGAUGACUAUAUUUCACUUGUUGGUCUCCUAGCAGAUCCACGUUAUUGUGGCUUAUCAAAUGUUGACAAGGAAGAAGUCCGUGUCCUUCUUCGACAGGACCCCAAUUUUUGGACUUACAGACCUUUAUCUGAACAAAUGAUCCACUCUGCUGCUGAUGAUGUCCGUUUCCUUCUCUACAUUUAUCAUCAAAUGAUGGCAAAGUUAACUGAACGGUCCUUAUGGCUUCUUGCUGUUCGUGGUGCCUUGUACUGCCGGUGUUUCUGUGUGAACAAUAAUAAUUAUGCUGAUUGGCCAUCCCUACCUCCAAUUCCAGAUGAGCUGAAAGUUGAUGGAAAUGGUCCUGAGGAAGAAAUUCUUUCAGUUCUUGAUGUUCCCCCAGGAAAGAUGGGAUGCAUUAUUGGGAAAAAAGGGGCUUCAAUUAUGUCAAUUAAGGAGUCUUGCAAUGCGGAAAUUCUCAUUGGAGGUCCAAGGGGUCCAGCUGACAAGGUUUUCAUCAUUGGACCGGUGAAGCAGGUGAAGAAAGCUGAGGCGAUGUUAAGGGGUAGACUAUUGUAUAUCUGAUAGCCAAAACUCUUCUCUUUCAAUCAAAUUUCUGCAAUAAAUCAAAUUUCUGGGACUUCUGCCAAUGAUGAGUAAGGGGAUAGGAAUUGUUUAUACAUGAGAGUCCUUUUUCCCUACUUACAUCUGCUGGACACAAUGAAAAACCAAAUAAAAAAUAAAAAUUUGUCUUAUCAAAUGAACUGUUUCAUUUCUCUCGUUUGGGCAGGUCCAAUAUUUGAACUGGAAGAUGCGGUGCCAGCUUUUUCUCAUUGCUAUUUUGUGCCAUUUGUCGUAUAUGUAAAACAUAUUAAUAGACUUCUUCAAAUAGAGAAUAUACUGUUCGUUAGCUUUUAACUAGUAAUUUGAACUUAAAAAUUAAACAAAUA